AUGCAACGAUCAGUGUCCCUCAACAACUUGUCUGAGCGAUAUUCCUGGGACGAGCAUGUCGGGGCUCUUGGCAUCGACAAGGAUCGAUUCGAUCAGCUGUCAGACUGGAAGCGAAAAGCGCUUGGCUGCAUCGCCAGAUCGGUCAAGCGCAUCUCAGAGGCACAAGACAACGAGGGCGGGAGCGUAGACGGGAAGUAUCUGAGUUGCUGUGAUGAAAGCUCAGAUGGAGGAGAUAGACUAGUACAAGUUAAGAUAUAA
This is a messenger RNA of Guillardia theta CCMP2712, 258 nucleotides long. RefSeq lists its product as hypothetical. Bases 1 to 258 code for a protein of 85 amino acids. The record is from RefSeq and is a predicted model, not a curated record. The transcript has a single exon. NCBI's taxonomy places the organism in Eukaryota, Cryptophyceae, Pyrenomonadales, Geminigeraceae.